AGAGGAGGAACAAAAACCCCGCGGGCAGCACAGUCGAACUCCAGAAGAGUUGUGAAGUUGAAGAGAGAAGGAAGGAAAGCUCAUGACAAUACCUCCAACAUUUGCAUGACCAGCAGGUACGAGUUCCUCACUGACACACAGAUCUUCACCACACUGGUGCAAGAUUUCUACUUUUCAAUCAGACUUUAAAAAGUGAAUGUUGACACUGCUGUGUUGUAAGAGCUUGAAUGAGAGUGUGUUGUAUUCAGUAUUGGAGGGAGCAAAGUCUUUAUGAACUGGUAGCAAGAUAACUUGGAAACAAAUGUGCAGUAUCUACAUGACCUGAUCUGUGGGCUGAACCUGUAUUUAAACAAACCCACUGCACUCUCUCUGGCCUGAAUACCUAUUUUUAAAUUGAUCUUUUCAACCUCAGAGCAUUCAGCUGCUGAACUAACUCUUGAUACUCAGUCUGAGCUUCGCAUUAUGCACUUUAAUGACAUUACUCACAGUGCAAUGCCUUUAAUGACUAUCCAUGUAUCUGUGUUUGCUUGUAUACAUGUUAAUGCCAUUUUGUGUGUGUGAGAGAGUUUUUUUAAUAUGUAGUAAUUUAUACUACUAUUAGUGCUGUUAUGCACUCUCUUAACCAUUUCAUAUCACUUUUUUUCCAUCAGUUUUAUGUCCUGUUGGGUUUGACAUGCUAUCUUUGACUGAGCUUUAUAAUAUCGUUUUGCCAAUUUUGUCCUUUUACUACCUCUGGACUAUACUAGCCUAUAUGGUGAUAAACAUUUCCAAAUAACAUUUUUAUAACAAACCCGAAUAUGUCUGUUUUUUUACCCUUGAAGACUGAGAAACCUACUGAGCAUUUUUUGGUCUAAAAGAGGUCUAAUACAGUGUGAAAGUUUUCUAGACGUCAAAAUUUAGACCAAGUUUGGACCAAGUCUAAAUCUGGGCUAUAUCUAUACUACACUGUAUAUUGCUUAAUGGUUAUGAUAAUUAUUUUGGUGAAGUACUUGGAGAUCAGUUGUGCAACUCACAGUUGCUUUUUGAAAUAAAUAGUUAUUGAAUAAUGGGUUAAAGUGCAACGUCUAAAUUCUGUCUAAAAAUAUACAGAAUCUAGAUUGUUGAAAUUAGGUCUAAAAAGAAACGAUACGUCUAAUGGCCGUCUAUUGCUCAGUGGGAAGUCAAAUAGGAGACUAAGCUCAAAAUGUAUUAGAUAUUUCACCCAUAUUCAGAUUUUCUUUACUGUGCAGUUGAAUUUUUAAUUAAAAAAAACAAGAUCAAUAUGUUGUUCACUGAACUUUUCACCCUGAUGAAAACUUGAAGCACUUAAAGAUGAGUAUGUUGUAUUUAUAAAACUUGCAUUGCCUUGCAGGCACAGCCUAGUUAUAAGGGGAUUUCUAACUGUGUAGAGGCAUGUCUAUUUAAAGCACCUCAGACAAAAUUACUCUCAGACAUAUUAAUGUUUGACUAGAUGUUUUCCAAAGAAUUACUGUCGUAUGAUAAGUGAUUCACGCAACAGGAUGGCCCGGCCAGGCUAUUGUUUACAAGGAUGUUUGAAAUUGGAUGCAUGUGUGUAAACGCAGCUCCAGAGUCAGGAAUCUCUCUUUUAACUGUUCAUGAGUACUUAUUCAGUAAUGUUAAGUAAGAAACACUUACAAGGAAGUGCUUUUCUGUUUUGCACCAGAGCUGAGUCAUGCCUGCAUCUGAGUUAUUGUGUGUGUCACCAACAUGUGAUGGGUGUUUGGUGUCUUUGUCAUGGUCAUGUUAUAUUUCAUCUUACUUAAAAGGUAAACUAGGUCAAACUUUGGAAAUCACAUCUGGUCUUCACCAGAAUAAAGUGACUCAUGCUACUAGUAACUUUGCCAGAAUAUUUCAACAUCUUAAACUCCCUUUUCGUUUCUGUCUCAGGUCUCAAUGGACCUGGCCUUUCUGUUACUGUUGCAUGUCAUAUUUCAGCCAGCUCUCGCGGGUGAGUACCAGGUUUGGUUCUUCCAGCCAAGAUUAUACAAAUAGGAAAUAAUCAAACCUUUGUAUUUCUUAAAUACAUGUGAAAUAUGUUUAUUUGUUAAGUAAAAGUCACCAGCAGAACACUGUUAGAUGUUGUCUCUUGCUUCUGAAGUAUUUUCUUAAGACUAUGGAGCUUUCUGAUACAAUCUUGACACCAAUUUGUUUUUGUUUUUUUUCUAGCUGUCUUGUUCACUGUGGAGGCUGAACAAGCUUCGUAUGAGUCUGAAUUUGGAGGAGAAGUUGUGUUGGGCUGCAGUUUUAAGACUAAACUGCCCCCACCUUCUGCUAGCUUGAAGGUAACCUGGCAUCGGAUCCCUGCUGCCCCUUCAGGUCAGCAUGUAUACUGGUUGGAGAAUGGAAAGGAGCGCUUAGACUCCCAGGAUCCAGGUUACCGGGGUCGAGUGAAGCUCCUCACUGAGGAGCUGAAGAACGGCUUGGCAAGGUUACAGGUCAUUACAGUGACGCAUUAUUUCCUGUUAACUUCUCCUUUUAGUGUUUAGUACUUGCUCUAGCUUGUCGUCUCCUUUUUAUCCAGCUGGGAAUUUCUGAUGUGGGGGUAAAAGUCCCCAGUGUGGUGUAAGAUGACGGUUGAACAACAUUGGAUACUUUGCUGAUGCAAAACUAUCAUCAUAAUCAUAUUCCUCUUUGUUAUAGCUCACUUGAUUCUUUGAAAAUAUAACAAAAUGUGAGUUUUAGAUGAGUUGACAUUACUAUCAUUACAUUUAGUUCAGCCAGUAUGACGUAAAAGUAGAUAUUUAAGAUUACACAACACAAUCCUUGACUUUGAUUGUGAUUUAAAGCUCCUGUGGGUAACUUUUGGUCUGUUGAGUUUAUUGCCUCACAGACAAAUCUCUUCUAGUCUUAUCUUUUGCGAGUGCAGCAAAUCUCUGCCCUGAUAACUGUAAAAAAGGUUGUUUUUAGCAGCCUCUACAGGCAUUUAAAAUAACCUCCAAGAAACAAUCACUCUCCUUUGUUGACGGUUUUGCUCACUUUUUCAGUCAUAAUGAGGCAGCAGUAUCAAUUUCAGAAAACCAGCUGACAUGAGCUUUAGGUACAGCUCAUAUCAAUAAGGAUGAUAAAGCCUAUAUUCACUUUUUAUGUCUCUUUGCAGAUCUCCAGACUCAGAAUCAAUGACUCUGGGGUGUACCAGUGUUUGGUGGAGACUCCAGAAGGAGCUGAUUAUAAAAGGAUAACUCUGUCUGUUAAAGGUUAGUGGCGGUUUGACAGUUUUUUUUGCAGCUUUUAUCAGUGAAUACUUUGAGGGUUUUGUUCUGAGAACUGAACUCUCAUCUGGUCAUUUCUGGGCAGAAGGAGCACGCCUCAUAGUGAAAAUGAAACAAAGAUCAGUGUUACUCAAUUUUGUAAAAGACAAAAAAUAACGUUCAACUUUAUGCUCUAGGAUCUUCCCAUUUUGCAAUAUCUCUUUGCCAUAACCUUGUUCCUGUCUGCUUUUCACUCCAGCGAGCUACAAGGAUGUUGAAAAGCACAUUCAGAAGUCUGCAGAGGGGGAUGGGGUGCUGCUAACCUGCCAGUCUGAGGGAUACCCUGAGUCUUCUGUUGUGUGGCAGGAUGGACACAUGCAGAGAAUCGAAGCAGAUACAGCCAGUGUAUUGACCCCGGAGCAGCUCUUUGAAGUCACCAGCCAGAUUCAUGUCCGCUCUUCAGACAAAAACAACUUCACCUGUAGCUUUGCCAAAGACGGGCCCUCUGCAACAUUUCAGAUCCCAGGUAUACACGUCUGUCUUCUCUCUACAUUCCUCCCCAACCCAGCAGCGGCAUGGUGGCUGUCUAACAUGAGUCUGGUCCUGCCCAAGGUUUCUGCCUGUUAAAAGGAAGUUUUUCCUUGCCACUGCUACUCAUGUUAGUUGAGAUGGGCCAAAACCCAUCUUAGGUUGGUUCUUGAUCAUCAAACAAUGAGCGUGGUCUAGACCUGCUCUUGUUCCUUGAAAAGUGUCUUGAGAUGACGACUGUUGUGAAUUGGCGCUAUAUAAAUACAAUUUGAUUUGAUUGAUUGAUUGAUUGAUUAAAGGGUUUCAGAUAAGAGUCAACCAGACAACUUUGACAUGCUGACCUUUCUCUUUACUAUUUUUAUCACAUCGCCCCCCCUCAAUGAAUUCGAUCUAGGCUCACUCAGGGAAAAAACAAUACAUUUAUAAGUAAGACAGACAAGUAUGACUGUUCCUCCCGGCAUUUGUGUCACUGUCUUGACUUUUUCCCUUCAUUGCACCCACGUUAAUGGCUUCCGCCGAUCUACCAGUCGUCAUCAAUUUCGCUUCACAUGCAUCAUAACAACCACUGACACCUUCAAGUGUGAAGGCGAAGCAUUCAUCAUUCUCAUCCCCCGAAAAAACAGGAUAUGCCUUUAUGAAGUAAUCCCCACCUACUGCCAUUUCCUGUUAUGUUCACAUUUUCUUAUUCACUUAGACUCAUUGUUCGACCCACAUCAAAUGUUGUUACUAACAGAGAGCAUCAAGCAGCAAGAUUUCCCCGUGUUGUGCAGUGGAGCCGUGGGUGGUGUUGAGAGUUGAUCUUUGAAGUAUUUACCAGUGUAGGCGUGCUUUUGUGGAAGAUAUUAUCACAGGUGUGGAAACAUGUUGCUGUCAGGGUGUGUGUUUGUAUAUCUUCAUGUUAAAGUUCACAAGCGUACAGAAGAUAGACCUCUAUUUCCUCUGAGAUAAGACAGACAGAAAUGUGCGAGUGUCCUUCUGCUUAUUUCCGGCUACAGUUCAGGUAAUGAUGUCAGACAUCAACAGCGUAGCUUAAAACUACAUGAAGUAAUUUGAUGGUAAAAACAACAGCAAAAAAAAAAACAUUUCACAGUAUCAGAAACUUAAGCAGGAGUCAUUUUAACAGCAGUGCUUAUUUGAAUUUUUAACCACAAAGAGGAAGUUUGUGAUGGUCUCUGGUAGAUUUGGUUAUUUCCAUAGUGGUCAGUGAUUAAAGCCACAUGCGCAACUCUUGUAUUGCCACAACUUACCAUGGAACUCAAAUCCCUUACCUAAAUAUACAGUAUGAUACUACAGUUACUAACUCUUGUCUUUCCCUGUUUUUAACAGAUGAGAUAACGGCUCCUCAUGAGAAAAACGAAGCUCUCAUCGUCAUACUGUUCGUGGCAGUGAUAGGGGCGGUCACCGCUGUUGCAGUUGUCAUGUAUCGUCGAAAAGGUAACUCAUUGCUCCUUCCAUCAAGUCUUGAUUUCUCUCAGUUUCUCCUCAUUCCCAGCUAAUUUAGACUCCAACAAACAUAUCAGUACAUAGACGGUGGCUGUGGAUUUGAGGUAAACAUUCAUGACACUCCAAAGUCCAUUUAGAUUUAAAUCAAAUCAACCUAAAUGCAGUGAGAUGCUAUUGAACAGGCUUUGAAGUGAAUGUUUUUCCAUUUAAUGGUUCAGAGAUUCAGAAUCAGCUGAUACAUUGGCCCUCCUCUUUUCCCCUUCCCUAGCCCCCUGCCUACUCUCUAUUGUUAUCCAGUCUCUUACAUCCAGCUCUGGUACCUCUUUAUUUUUAAGCUUCUACAGUCACUGCUCAAAAAUUCCCCGUAGAAUCAGAUCAGAUGGAGAACUACCAACCAAUCUCAAAACAUCCUUUUUCUAACCAAACGUUUUCGAAAAGUUGUGACUGAAUUACUCCUAAAAUGAUUUAGUCACAACAUUUUUGAAAAAUUCUAACAGCAUUACUUUGAGUACAUUGGGAGUUCCCCAGGGUUCAGUCCUCGGAUCUAUCCUGUUCUCCCUUUUAUGCUGACGACACUCAAACCCAUUUUCUAGAUAACUAGCAAUAGCCUGAAUGAACUUCCCGUCUCUCUAAAAUUGUCUUCCAGCGGUCUAUAUUUCCUUCAUCUAAGCCCUGACAAAACUGAAUUACUGUUGACUCACUUAGUUUGAAAUUAACAUGUCAUCUUUGACUGAUAAAUGACCUUAAACCAUCAUCAUAUCAUCAAGCUUGCCCAAUCCUGUUUCCUUCAGUGAGGAAAUGUUGCAAAAAGUUGAACGAUACUCUUGAGGCAUUAAUAAAAACCUUUAAUUUUUCUUGUUUAGACUACUGUCAUACUUGCCCAAGUCAGUGAUCUUUACACGGCUUCAAGUCAGUUCACAGACAAGCUAUCAUGUAAUCCCUAAUUCUAGAUAUUUGCUUGUUUUGGUGGACCAGUGGGAAGGUAAAGAGUACAGCCUAACUUGAUAGCAAUGAGCAAUGUGGUCCAAUCAUGGCUCUGCGUACACUACAGAGUCUUCUCUGUUUUCUUUCCCUCUUGUGUUUGGAUGAAGGUUGAGGGGUCAUGGUUCUGGGCUGCUGGAGCAUAAUGUUGAGCCUUCUCGAGGUGUCGUGGGCCAAACCUGACAAAGGAAGGGGCCCACAUGAUAAAACUAAUGAUGGCUUGUAUCUCCAUGCCAGUCUAUCCCCAUCUAACCUCAUGGCAGGGUUAUGGGGGACUGUGUGUGUGGUAUGUAGUUCAACUUGUAGAGCAGUAGCAUAGAGCUGAGGGUGUCUUCAUUGAGUACUUAUCCUCUCUUUAGUGUAACUUGUAUUUGUUUCAAGAUUACUGCUUACUAUGCAGCCAGCAAGUCAGAUUGAAGGCAUGCGAGGUCACCCAGAGGCUGGAUUUCCCAUCAGGAUGUGCACAGAUACCUGCAGGAAAUAGAAGCAGAUCAUCCUGCUGUUGAUAUGGGUCCCAUAUGUUGUGUUUUCACUGGUUUGUUUUCAGCUUUAUAAUCCAAAAGGGACGAAUAAGAAAUAUAAAGAAAAGUGAUCUUUAAGGACAGAAAAAACUAGGAAGACUAUUUGUCACAUUGGUUAGAGCCUUCAGUAACCCUCAUUUUGUCAAACCAUCAGAAGCGUUUGUGUCCUGUUAGUGAAAAAAGAAAAAAAAACUGUGACAUUUCAACUUUGAGGCUGUCACACGGCUCAUAAAACAGCAUGAGUCAAGUAAUAUUACCAGUCAAAAGAGGAAAAGAGGAAGUGUUUGGUGCAGCGGACUCAAGGUGUUCGAUUUGCCUGUUUCUGCUUAGAGGGAAUUUUACCAGCAUGUGACCCUGGUGUUCUCAUGUGACCAUGACUUGGCUGUUUGGAUCUGAUGUCCUUUAUUACCAGCAGAUCUGGAAACACCAAACCUGCUCUUGGUCUUUGCGACAGGGGAAUUUGCGGCAAAUUUUCAAUGCAUGGGUGGUUUUUCAGUAUAACAAACGCCCCCGUCAUAUCAGAAGUAGGCAAACAGCAUAUUUCUAAACAUAUGAAUGUGUGAAAGUGAUAAGAGGUCUCACUUGUGUUUCAGGUUUAGAAAUCAUGAGCUGUUUCUUUAGAGCCAUGUGAGGUUGCGUGUGAGGUUGUGGAGCUCUUGCUCUUAACUCCAAGUGUAUGGGGUUAAAAGUUUUGACUUGGAAACAUGGCAGGAGAUGCUGAAUGUUUGUCCCUCACUGGUACUUGUACUCCCUUUAUCAACAAGAUAUUGGUGAUCAGAUUUUCAUUGAUGACUUGAAAAGAGAAGUAACGUAUGAUAUCAAAAAAUGGAUAAAAGAGGAGUUAAGCUCAGAACUUAAUCAGAGCAAAAAGAUGAUUAAAGUAUCCAGCGAGGAUGCCCCAGCGUCCGCUAAAGCUCAGCUCAUUCUUCUAAAACAGAGACUAUACUCUUUUAAACGGUGACACUGCAAACUAACUUCCCACCUCUACAUCUUUGUGUAAUACAAAAAAUACAAACUUAACUAACAGCCAUGAUUUUUCCACAGGGUGCAGAAAUACCGGCACCAGCAAUGUUUUGGCAAAUGGAGGUGGCAGGGAUGUCUUACCUGCUCUUUGUAAGUCUAAACAGAUCCUUAAAAUUAACCUCACAUGUGUAGUUAUAACCUCUGAUUGUCAGAAGCCAAACACAAAGCAGCUUUACUCUGAAAUGUGCUGCUUGAGGAAGUUAUUUUAAAAAGUGUUUGGUCACACGAAAUACAUCUAGAGGAGAGUUUACUAUAUAUGUCAUUGUGGGUAAAACUGAUAUUAUUCUCAAGAAUAGAGAAGUUCAAAGAUCCUACUUCUGUAAAGUUGAAUAUAUAAAAAUAUUUUGAGGUAUGUGAGUGUGUUGAUAUACCAAAACAGUCAUUUACCUGUUAAAAAAAACCACUGUUUUCUUUUAACUAGUCCUGCCAAUGGAAGAAGAAAAUGAGGAGGAGAAAACCAGGAUUAAUGAUGAAGGUGCGUAACUCUUAUAACUCUUAUAACUUUGCACACAUGAUUACUUUUAGUUUUACACACUACAGGCCAGAAGUUUGGAAGCAGAGCCAUUACAGGCCGAACAGUUGGGAGUAACUUCAAGUUUUUGUUCACAAUGCUUUUUUUUUUAAUCCAGCAUGAGUUUUAUUUAUUUUAGGAUGUAUUUACUCCAUGAUCAGAUGUUGCUUUCAUGGAAAUGCACCAUUUUACUCCAUUUACCUUGAAAUAUACGUUGAUGUUAACAGACCAUUGCUAAAUAUAUGUCAGCAAAAGAUAAUAAGGGCUUAGUUUAGGGUUGAAAACAUUUGCAAGAGUCACAACUUCAGCGCAAACAAAAAAAUAAACAAAUCACAGUUGGAUUAUUCACUUCAACUUUUUGGCUUUUGAGAGCCUGCAUACAAAAAUCCUAAUAAAUCUCAACUGCGUUCAAACUACUGCAGAAAUGGCUAGAAAGAAGCAACUGAGUAAAGAAACAAAAGUACAGAUUUGUACUUCGAGGAAAGAAGGAUACACAGAAAGAGAAAUUGCAAAACGCCUAAAGGUGUUUGACAAAGGAGUCCACUGCACUCUGAAGAGACUCGAGGAACCUGGAAGUUAUGAUGAUAGAAAAAGACCUGGAUGAAAGAGAGUUACUACAAAAUCAGAGGAUAAACAUAGUAUUGUCACCAGCAAGAGAGAUCGGCGAAAGACAGCACCAAAAAUAAGGGAGGAAAUCAACAUGACAAGGUCGAAACCCAUAUCUCUGACAACCGAAAUGACGUUUGAGAAAGGCUGGUCUGAAGGGUUUUGUAUCUGCAAAAAAACACUACUUUGUCCACAGAACAAGAGAAAGAGAUAUGAGUGGGCAAAAGCUCACAAAAAUUGGACUUAUGAUGAUGAGAAACAAGUUUGCACAGUUUGGUUCAAAACACAGAGUCAACGUCCGCAGACAAACUGGUGAACAUCUGAAAGCACCAUGUGUUACAUCCACAAUUCAGCAUAGAGGUGGUAGUUCCAUGGUAUGGGGAUGUUUUGCAGGUGAUAGAGUAGGAGAUUUGUUUGAAGUAAAGAGUAUCAUGAAGAAGGAACAGUGCCACUCCAUCCUCCAGCACCAUGCCGUUCCAUCUGGACUCAGACUUGUGGCUCAUGAGUUUGUUUUGCAGCAAGACAAUGACCCUAAGCACUCUGCCAAGUUCUGUCAGGGUUACCUCGACAAAAAAGAAGAGGUGUUCUUCAAAAGAUGGUUUGGCCCCCUCAGUCUCCAGACCUUUCUCCAAUUGAGCUUGUGAGGAUUGAAUUGGAUCGAUCGGUCAGAAAAACGCGUCCCACGAAUCAGCAGUAUCUUUUUGAUAAACAUAAGAAAGCUUGGAAUGCAAUCCCUGGAACAUACCUUAGAAAACUUAGUCUAAGCAACAGUAACUCAAAUACCUAAUAAUUAUAUUCAAAAAGUCUUCUGAUAAGUUACUCUUUACACAGUAGUCAUGUUUAUUGUGUUGCAAAUUAUAUAUAUGAAACUAUGAUCUUUUUUUGUACAAAUCUGAUCUUGCUUCCAAACUUUUGUCCUGUAGUGUAUGUUCAGUUUAGUACCAUAAUAGAUACAAAUGAAGAAGCAAAUGUUUAUAAUGUUGUUUUUACUUUCACUUCAUUUAAAGGUCCUGUGAGGAUCAUUUGACUUGUGUUGAUUUUUGUGUUGACAAAUCAGAUUCUGUCCUGUUCGUGUUACAGUGUCGUUUCCAUGUUCACUCACUGUGAACUUUGACUGUUAAAAAUAUUCAAAGAACGGCUGUUUCUGUUGUCUGCAGUUAAUCACGCUGUCUGACACCUAACCUUGUGGCAGAAGUUGCCAAUCAGCUAUUUUCCCGUGACUAACCGACCAAAUAUCUCAGUAUAAUAUUACUCAUAUGUUAUUUCUCAUGCUGCUGAAGAAAAGCCUGUUGGUUUUUCAGUGUUUUUUCUCUGUAAUUUUGCACAUUAUUUACUCUUGUCUGGUUUUCUCUGUAGGCAGCACAAAGGAAAAUCUUGAGGCGUUUGCGAAAGCACGUUACCUUCAGCUUCCCUUCACUCAAAAGUCUAGACAGUACUGGGAGGCUUUCGGUGUGGAGGUGCUGCCUUACAGACUCCAAAACAAGUGAGUCACUUAUUUCCAAAUAAAAGGUCAUGAGGAUGCAGGACUCUACACGUAUGAUUUUUUCCAACUGAGACUAAAGUUUUUCAUUUUAUGCUACUCUUGACAUUUUUAGCCAACUUUCCGCUUUGAUACCUUUAUUUUAGAUGGCUUGAUUUGACCUACUGUGCAAACUUUCCUGGAACUACAAAGUUAAAAGUUAAAACUUGAUGUGUGGGCUAAUCCAGAAGUUGUAAUCUGUGUUUUCUCCUUGUUCUGUUUUUCCUCUCAGUGAGGGCCAGCCUGUGAAACUCCAAGCGUUACUCCCAGAAGCUGGAGAGACUCUUCUCCUGCAGGGACCUCCAGAGAGUGGGAGGACAACUUUGGCCCAAAUCCUGGUCUCAUCUUGGACGGAAGGACCCGAACAUGCCUUUCCUGACCUCCUCGACCUCAGUGCGGUUCGGCUGCUUCUCUAUGUGGACUGCAGCAAAGCAAAGGGCGACUUGUUUGAGGAAAUAGCCACUCAGCUCUCUCUCACGGCAAAGAUGUCAACAGAUGAGCUGAGGACCGCGGUGUUGACUCUGUCCAGCGAGGCCCUGCUGCUGUUGGAUGGGUACAAAGAAGGGGGGCAGGUUUUUGACGAGUCUGUGAGGAAGUUUCUGAGUGAGCGGGAAGGAUGUAGGGUGCUGGUUAUGGCCUGCAUGGGACACUGUGAAUCGCUGAAGGACACAGUUGGGACAGGAUGGGUGUUGAGCCUCCAAACAGAGUCUGUGACACACUGAGUUCAAAAAAAAAAAAACAUUUAGCACUUUUUACUUUUUAGACAUUUGAAUGAUGUUUAUAUUUUUACAACUUUUUUAUAUCCUGGAGACCAAUUUUUUAGAUGCCCAAGUAUAUUUCCAAACUCAUGCAGCUCUAUCUAUGCCUGAAUAUGUAAAGUUUGUUAAAAUGUGCAAUAAAUUCAUAUUUUAUAUUCUUUUGAGA
Molecule: messenger RNA, 11244 nt
Organism: Xyrichtys novacula (pearly razorfish)
Lineage: Eukaryota; Metazoa; Chordata; Actinopteri; Labriformes; Labridae
Source: the annotation of a GenBank genome assembly